Messenger RNA from Colletotrichum navitas, 911 nucleotides. RefSeq names its product NUDIX domain-containing protein. Gene Ontology annotation, molecular function: bis(5'-nucleosyl)-tetraphosphatase (asymmetrical) activity. The coding region runs from base 130 to 681 and encodes 183 amino acids. Gene Ontology annotation, biological process: ATP biosynthetic process; AMP biosynthetic process. The record is from RefSeq and is a predicted model, not a curated record. NCBI's taxonomy places the organism in Eukaryota, Fungi, Ascomycota, Sordariomycetes, Glomerellales, Glomerellaceae. The transcript has a single exon.
AACACAACAUCAACCUGCUAGAUCUACUAUGCGGGAACAAGAUCCCUCUUGCACCCUGAAUAAUAGGCGUUCCGAGCUGGCGGCACAGCUCCUCAUUAAAAAAAAAAAACCCCAAAACAAAAUUAAAAUAUGGCGGCUUCCAACUUUGUCCAAAGCCAAUACCCAUCCGAGGCCUUUGUUGAGAGCUGCGGCGCCAUCGCCUUCGACCUGUCCAAGGGACCCGCAGAGGUCUGCUUGCUGCGCUACUUAGCUACGGACGAAUGGCUCCUCGCCAAGGGCAGGCGCAACUGCGACGAGUCGAGACACAAGGCGGCGCUGCGGGAUGUCCUCGAAGAGACGGGCUUCCGCUGCAGGCUUCUGCCUGUCGACAUGGCCACGCGGGCGCCGGGGCCAGAUGACGAUACCGACGCAACGGACGCGGCCACCGCGCGUCGAGCGAUCACGGAACCGUUCAUGCUGACGACGAGGAGCCUGGACGGAGGAGCCGGGGUGAAACUCAUCUGGUGGAACGUCGCCGCCGUCAAAAGCGACAACGUGGCAAGGGAGGGCACGAAGGGAGGGGGGACACAGUUCGAGGCCAGGUUCUUUAGCUGCGAUGAAGCCGUUGAGAAGCUGACAUUCGAGUCUGACCGCGAGGUCCUCAGAAGGGCCAUUGAUCUGAUCAAAAAGGCGACCUUCUAGUCGCAGCAACCUAUCCGUACCUGUUUCGAAGCUGCUCGAGGAACUAUCGUCCCCUGCCCCGCCUGACACUGCAUUUCUCGAUUCGGCAUAGGCUUCGCAAUGCGUGCUGCAGGUUGACAGGCAACGACCGGGGAAAUCCACGUCCUCAAUGGCGCUACCCCCUCAAAUGAUGGGUUACAUAAGCGACCCAGCCAUCCCCUGAACCAAUCAAUGGCCUUAGUCGUGGCGCU